Nematocida major is the source of this 1704-nucleotide messenger RNA. RefSeq lists its product as uncharacterized. Bases 1 to 1704 code for a protein of 567 amino acids. Lineage: Eukaryota; Fungi; Microsporidia. The transcript has a single exon. The record is from RefSeq and is a predicted model, not a curated record.
AUGAAAGACACCGAAGAAAUACUGCGGGAGUUUAACAUAGAGGCAGAGUGUGGGGAAAGCCAGAAAACCCAUCUGCGUGCCUGCAAGGAGGAAAAAAGGGAUCCGUACUCGCUGGUGGAGGCUGCCCUGAAGGACUUGGACAUUGAGGACAUAGAUAACGCAAAAAUGACGCUGACAAACUCCCUGAAUGAGUCCCUUAUGCGGAGGGAGAAGCUGAUCCGGAACAACUUCACCACGUACAUAAAGUGCAGGAAGACUUUGGAGGAGCUGCAGGAGAUGAAGGUGAACAGGGACAGCUCAGAGUACUUUGACAUUAAAGGGCUGGCAGCCAUGGAGGCUCUGAUAAGCCCCAUUAUCCGGGAGAACUCUGAAAUCCACAGAAAGCAGCAGCAAAUGGACUUUAUCCUGAAUAACAGCCUGCUUUUCAACGCAGAAACAAUUUUGAACGACUAUCUGAAAGUCAGCGACUUUACGUCUUUCCUUAUGGACUAUGCGCUUGUUAAAAAAGAGGCUGCUCGGUUCAAAAGCUCAAAGUUUAUCUCCUACCUGUUUUCAAAAACAAUCCCAAUCCUGGCCAAGUUCAAGAUUGAAAUUGUCCGCAGAAUAGAGACGUGCAAAAGCAUCUCCGAGUCCCUGCACUACUUCAAAAUAUACAUGCAGGUGGACCCGGAGGGCCACAAUAAGGCCUUUGCGACUUUGCUGACGAUUGCAAAGGCGGAAAUCGGGGCUAGAAAAAUGCCAGCUGCAGGAGACUACCUUCUGCACUUAAGAGGCAUCCGGGAGUAUACGGAGGCGCAGACAGAAACUGUUAUGUACAUGAUCAACUCGAUGAAGGCUGUGGACCUAGUCACCUGGCAAACGAAGGAAAUGCACGACUUUUUGGUGAAUGCAGUGGGGGCAUAUGCUGGCACGCUUAAGAAGGAGAUGCUGGCCUGCCUAAAGUCCGAGAGUCUUGCGCGCCCAGAGGAUGCUGUGGGACUCCUUAAGAAGAAGCUCCAUAUUGUGCAGGACAUAGCAAGCAGUAUUGAGGCUGUGGUGGACAGGCUGGAGGCCGAGGGAAUAGACGACGCAGCGUCCAUGCAUGAGGUUGGCGAGGUGUUUUCCGCUCUUACGCGAGUGCUGUGGAAGGGCAUGGAGAAGGAAGACACGCAGGUUAUUUCCCUUCUUGUCAGCAGCUCCGAGAAAAUACAGGGGGUGCGCGAGCAUCUUCCAGCGCAGAUAAAGGAGUUUCUCGUGAAAAUGCUCACGCGGUCUGAGGAGGGCGAGCCAGAUCCGCUGGGAUAUCUUGUAAAGAAUCUGUCCAAGGCAACGGUUGUUCUUUUCCCGAAGAUAGACAGGCUUCUGUCGGAAAAGGAAAAGAAAGAGGUAUUGCACAAGGCAGACGAGCUAAGGGAAAGGAUAAAGUCUGUGGGGAAGAUGCAGCUUGAGGCCAGGCUAAAGCAGGCAUCCUGCGACGAGGAGUUUCUUAUGGAGAUUGUGCGGAUGAAGGUGGUUUUCCAGGAGAACCACUUGAAGAACAUCGCCACGGAGUUCCAGAUCAUUAGCGAGGCCAUUGCAGAGAUAGGCCUGAAAACAGACCUGUGCAGAUACCUGCUGCGCAAGUACGUCCCAGAAAAUACAAUCAAGAAGAUUAUAGACCACUCGAUCCUAAACCACUCCAGGUGCAGGAAGCAGUUUGCAAUACUGAACGACUGGUCCGAGUAG